UCGUCGAAAAUGCAACAAAACAAACGAACCAAGCCAUGUAAAAUGCGAAACAUAUAAUUUCCAUAAAAAAAAUUGUUAUAUCUUAAGAAUUGAGAUAACUAUCUAAUUAAUUAAAACAUUUAUGAUUCUAACUAUUUACAUACAGAAGACCGAGUAUUAGUGUCUAAUAUCGAAUUUUCCAUUGAGAAAAUGGAGCCGGAAAUAUGUCGUAUUUGUCUGAUGAAAACCGCUACGGUGUCCCUGUUCGAGGACGAGGGCGGCGUGCAGCACAGCGUGAGGGUGAUGCGCUGCGUGAGCGCGGUGGUGAUCUCGGCGGAGGAGGCGCUGCCGCGGCACAUCUGCGGCGGCUGCCUGGCCGAGCUGGCCGUGGCCGACCGCUUCCACUCGCGCGCCGCGGCCGCCGAGCGCGCGCUGCGGGCCGCCGCCGCCGCCGCGCCCGACGACCACUACUUCUUCCCUCCCGUAGACGAACAAAUAAAACUAGAAGUCAAAGAGGAAACUGAUGCUGCAGCCUUCUUCGAUAACGACUUUUUCGACGCAUUAAAUACUCACGAAUUGUCCGGUGAAGAUGUUAAACCUCUAAAAAGUAAUGUCAGUAGCAAGGUAAAGAAAAACAAAAAGAAAGUUGCAAACCGAGGUAAGGCUGGCCCAAUAACCUGCACAAUUUGUGGCAUUCUUGUGAACAGUCCGUCUGCUAUGAAGAUCCAUGUCCGCACCCAUACUGGUGAUAAGCCUUUCCAGUGCCAGUACUGUGCCUCCAGCUUCGUCUCCAAGGGAGCCAUGAAGCGCCACAUUGAGACCUACCACACCACCAGAGAGAAAAAGUUCACUUGUGAGACUUGUGGCAGCAGCUUCUACAGGAAGAAUGAUAUUAUCACACACAUGCGCCGACAUACAGGAGAAAAACCAUACAUUUGCCCUUUCUGUGAUAAAAGAUUCAUUCAAAUUUCAUCCCUUAUACGGCAUAAGAGAAUCCAUACGGGUGACAAGCCCUUCUUGUGUCCAAUCUGCAACAAGGGUUUCAAUGACAAAUGUCUGGUAACAAAGCACCUAUCUGUACACAGUGAUGAGAAGAAGUACUGCUGCCAGCUAUGCGGCAAGAGUGUGAAGAGCAAGAGCUCGCUGAGCGCACACAUGUCCCGCCACAGCAAUGAGAAGCACAAUGUGUGCAGCUUCUGCGGCAUGGCCUUCACCAUGAAGGGCAACCUGAAGAUCCACAUACAGAGAGUACAUUCCGAGAAGUCUGGUCAGUGCAAUGUGUGCAUGAAGACAUUCUCGGACCUGGAAGUGCACAUGCGGAAGCACACAGGCGAGAAGCCAUUCAUCUGUGACGUGUGCAGCAAAGCGUUUGCCACCAAGAGGAGUUUAUCCAACCAUGUUUUAUUCAAACACGAGAAUGUGAAGAAGUACGCGUGUUCGAUAGAGGAGUGCUUGCGCACGUUCCCCACGGCCACCAUGCUGGAGUUCCACCUGCUGAAGCAGCACGCGCAGCACACGCCGCACGUGUGUGUGCACUGCGCCCGUGGGUUCUACCGCACCAGCGACCUGUCGCGCCAUCUGCGCGUGUCGCACCAGCACGACCCGCGCCUGCAGGAACCCAACAUCACACUCAAGCCCGUCACGUACUUGACUGCGUAGUAGUGCUUUAAUUAUGAAUUAGUUAGUUUAAAUGUUAACUAAAGAGAUUAGAGCACAGAGGAAGUGCCAUUUAUAUACCUUUUUUACAGUAUUAUGUAUAUUUAUAAGUAUAUAAGGUUUAUUCUUAAUUUACUUUAGUAUGUUAGUUAAAUUAUACUACCUACCUAGGUUAUAACUUUGAAAAGACUAGCUAUAUUUACAAACUUACUGUUGCCUAGUCACUAGCAUAAGAACAGUCAUUAGAGCAUCUAAUAAGAA
This is a messenger RNA of Plutella xylostella (diamondback moth), 1896 nucleotides long. RefSeq lists its product as uncharacterized. The record is from RefSeq and is a predicted model, not a curated record. Gene Ontology annotation, cellular component: nucleus. NCBI's taxonomy places the organism in Eukaryota, Metazoa, Arthropoda, Insecta, Lepidoptera, Plutellidae. Gene Ontology annotation, molecular function: zinc ion binding.